Messenger RNA from Sciurus carolinensis (gray squirrel), 1804 nucleotides. Its product is annotated as glycine N-acyltransferase-like protein Keg1. Bases 277 to 1164 code for a protein of 295 amino acids. The transcript is spliced from 6 exons. NCBI's taxonomy places the organism in Eukaryota, Metazoa, Chordata, Mammalia, Rodentia, Sciuridae. Gene Ontology annotation, molecular function: glycine N-acyltransferase activity. Gene Ontology annotation, cellular component: mitochondrion. The record is from RefSeq and is a predicted model, not a curated record.
AAGACUUUCGGGAGGAACUGGAUGCUCCCAACCCCACACCAGCCAACACUGUUUUUAUUUUCAACUUAGAAGAACAAAGUCCACAAAAAUAUACAGGUUAAUGAUUUCUGUAGAAAUUUUACCAAACACACCCUGCAGGUCCUAAUUCUAUGUAUCAGAAUGCAGAGAAUGCCAGAGUCUGGAACCGUCUGCUGCUUCUCAUUUGUUCCUGAAAACCCUACUGUGUAGACACUGCUUGCCAGUUGCUCCUCUUUUGAGGCUUAGAUUCCUGCCAAGAUGCUCUACUUGCAGGGUCUGCAGCAGCUGCAGCUGCUGGAGAAGUCCUUGCUGAAGCACCUCCCGGAGUCCUUAAAGGUUUACGGGACGGUGUUCCACAUGAACCAGGGAAAUCCCUUCAAGCUUAAGGCCCUGGUGGACAAGUGGCCUGAUUUUAAUACUCUGGUUAUUCGUCCCGAAGAGCAGGAAAUGACAGAUGACCUUGAUCACUACACCAAUACUUACCAGAUCUUUUCCAAGGAUCCCAAGAACUGUCAGGAAUUCCUUAGCUCACCAGAAGUCAUCAACUGGAAGCAACACUUGCAGAUUCAAAGUUUACAGGCCAGCCUGGAUAAGGUGAUAAAAAAUCUUGUAGCUGUCCAUUUGGGCCAAGUCAAGCACACACAAUGCUUCCUCUACUUGAUACAAGAUACAGCAAAGAAACUGACUCCUUCGCUGCUGGAUGGAAAGAACUCACCUCCCAAUGGCUACAAACCCAAGUCCCUCAACCAAGAGAUGUUUAAACCCGCAUCCCUGGAUAUUACCCAUGCUGCCUUGGUGAAUAAAUUCUGGUAUUUUGGUGGCAAUGAGAGAAGUCAGAGGUUCAUUGAGCGCUGUAUCCGGACCUUCCCCAGCUUCUGUCUGCUGGGGCCUGAGGGGACCCCUGUGAGCUGGAGCAUGAUGGACCAGACGGGAGAGCUGCGAAUAGGAGCCACCGUACCCAAGUACCGAGGCCAGGGUCUCCUUUACCACAUCGCCUGUUGCCAGAUCCAGACCCUGGAAAAACUUGGCUUCCCCAUGUAUGCCCACGUGAGUAAGGUCAACCACAUGGCACAACGACUGUCCAGCAGGCUGCGUCAUGUCCCCAUGCCCUGUGACUGGAACCAGUGGAACUGUGUGCCUCUGUGAAAACAGCCCUGCACACAAGGCAUGGGGUGAGCGGCUUUGCACAUGGCUGCAGAAGAGGAUGGGUAAACAGAGGGAAGAAUAAAUUGUAGCAGAGUGGACUGUGAGCUCUAGGAAGUGGGAGUGAGUGGUCAGCAGCAGAACCGGGGUUCCUGCCCUCAAAUGGCUGGUGGACUUCGCUUUGUUUCCUUAGCAUGAAGUUGACCCAGUACCGCUGCUCCCCGUACCCCAGCUCCCACAUUCCCAGGAUCCUUGCUUGCUUUCCUGUUUGGCUCUCAUUGACCCUUGUGCAUUUGCCAGGAAGUGGAUUCUAUGAUUUCCCACUCUGGCUUCCCAUAGCUUUUAUUUUAUUGACUGGAGAACAGCCUGUCUUCUGAAUAGAUCUUUUGAAAAUCAUUUUUUCCCAGAACACUUCCUAGGCUGUAUUAUAAUCACGUGAAAUAUAUUACACAUGCACACAUGCACAAUAUAUGCAAAGUCAUAGUGAUAAUAAUUAAGAAGACACUCACUAGUAAUAUGUUUUCAGCUCAUAUCAAUAUCUUUUGCAAUGAGUUAUCUUUUUCAGUUCAUACCCCAGGAAAGAGAAUCUAACAUUGCUUCUAAAAGCUGAGCUUCCUUAAUCCCCUCUGGCAAUCCUGGUAUA